Messenger RNA from Suillus plorans, 279 nucleotides. RefSeq names its product ribosomal protein L37ae. Gene Ontology annotation, molecular function: structural constituent of ribosome. NCBI's taxonomy places the organism in Eukaryota, Fungi, Basidiomycota, Agaricomycetes, Boletales, Suillaceae. Gene Ontology annotation, cellular component: ribosome. Bases 1 to 279 code for a protein of 92 amino acids. Gene Ontology annotation, biological process: translation. The record is from RefSeq and is a predicted model, not a curated record. The transcript has 6 exons.
AUGACCAAACGUACACGCAAAGUGGGUGUGACGGGAAAAUACGGUACCCGCUACGGUGCUUCGCUUCGUAAGCAAGUAAAAAAGAUGGAAAUAACACAGCACGCCCGGUAUACCUGCACCUUCUGCGGCAAGGACUCCGUGAAGCGUACCGCCGUCGGUAUCUGGCACUGCAGCUCCUGCAAAAAGACGAUCGCUGGCGGGGCAUGGACAGUAUCGACGACUGCGGCUGCUACCGUACGGAGCACUGUUCGUCGUCUGCGGGAGUUGACUGAGGCAUAG